This is a messenger RNA of Striga hermonthica, 1740 nucleotides long. The record is from the annotation of a GenBank genome assembly. Lineage: Eukaryota; Viridiplantae; Streptophyta; Magnoliopsida; Lamiales; Orobanchaceae.
UAAAGAGGGGUGUUACAGUCGAUGCUCUCGAGGUUUGUUUAGCUUCGGGAAAAACGAUCUCUACCGAUACGAUGGUACAGGGACUUGAAAUUUCAAUUGGAGGCCGAACGUUGGAGGCAGAUGCUUAUAUCAUUGAUAUGCGGGAUUUCGACGUUAUCCUUGGUAUGGACUGGCUUACCCACUACCGUGCUGACAUCUGGUGCUUAGAGAAGGAGGUCACGCUUCACCCAACCGAUGGAGAGUCGAUCGUGUUUUACGGCGCCAAGUCGAGGACCGUGCCGAAAGAUAUUUCCUCCCUGAAGGCCAUGAAGGGAAUAAAAAAGGGUAGUUGCCAAGGCUACCUAGUGAGCAUGACCAGAGAAGGGGAAGAGAAGAAGCCAUCACCAGGGGAAGUAUCAAUUGUAUGUGAGUACCCCGAUGUUUUUCCCGACCAGUUGCCAGGUGGACCGCCCAACAGACAAGUUGAAUUCACCAUUGACUUGCUGCCUGGAGCCGGACCUGUCUCGAAGGACCCUUAUCGAAUGGCACCGAAGGAGUUACAAGAACUCAAGACGCAAAUCCAGGAGCUGUUGAACCUUGGUUUCAUCCGACCAAGUGUUUCACCCUGGAGAGCGCCCGUGCUGUUUGUGAAGAAGAAGGAUAGUUCGAUGCGCAUGUGCAUUGAUUAUCGUGAGUUGAACAAUUUGACGGUCAAGAACAAGUACCCCUUGCCGAGAAUUGAGGAUCUCUUUGAUCAGUUGAGAGGAGCCAGUGUCUUCUCCAAGAUCGAUCUGCGGUCUGGUUAUCAUCAGUUGAAGAUAAAGGAGUCCGACGUCUCGAAGACCGCCUUCCGAACUAGGUACGGUCAUUACGAGUUCGUGGUCAUGCCGUUUGGGUUGAGUAAUGCCCCUGUGGUGUUCAUGGACUUGAUGAACUGUGUUUUCCAUCCGUACCUGGAUCGCUUCAUCAUCGUCUUUAUCGACGACAUCUUGGUGUAUUCUCGGGAUUUAGAGGAGCAUAAAGAACAUUUGAGGAUUGUGCUAGAGACCCUUCGUCGGGAGAAGCUCUACGCGAAAUUCUCGAAGUGUGAGUUCUGGCUGGAUAGAGUGGCUUUCUUAGGCCAUAUCGUCACAGCUCGUGGAAUCGAGGUAGACCCAGGAAAGAUUGAGGCCGUCAGUAAAUGGGAGACACCGAAGAAUGCUAGUGAUAUCCGCAGUUUUCUAGGAUUGGCAGGAUAUUAUCGGCGUUUUAUCGAGGGAUUCUCGAAGGUGGCCCAACCGCUGACGAACUUAACCAAGAAGAACAUCAAGUUCGUGUGGAGCCCUCAGUGUGAGUCGAGUUUUCUGGAGUUGAAGAGGAGACUCACGUCUGCGCCAGUGUUGACUAUACCGGACCCGACUUUGGAGUUCACUAUUUAUAGCAAUGCUUCGAAGAUGGGUUUGGGUUGUGUGUUGAUGCAGCAAGGGAAGGUCGUGGCUUAUGCAUCGAGGCAGUUGAAGCCUCACGAGGUGAACUAUCCGACCCAUGACUUGGAACUUGCCGCAGUGGUUCAUGCGCUUAAGAUCUGGAGGCACUAUCUCUACGGAGGUAAGUGCGAGAUUUUCACGGACCACAAGAGUUUGAAAUACAUCUUCACACAGAAGGAGCUCAAUAUGAGGCAGAGGCGUUGGUUAGAGCUCAUGAAGGACUACGAUUGCACAAUUAGCUACCAUCCUGGGAAAGCUAAUGUGGUCGCCGACGCGUUGAGUCGGAGGAACCACG